GGUAACCGAUCUAAAACACCGAGUAAAUAAAAGCUAAAAAAGAGGAUAUAAAAAAGGAAGAAGAAAAAACCGACCAAAAAGAUAAAAGAGGAAAGCAAGAAACCCAUAUUAGGCGGUCACCGAUAAGUCAAAAAAGCAGAAAAGCAGAGUAAAAAAUUUUCUGGUUGGUUUCCCGGCAAAGCACUUGACGUCCAUUAGAAUGGCAUGCUAUAAAUAGUUGUAGAGGGCCAGACCAAGACCAACAAAUAUAUUAUUCUCCUACAUUCUCUCUUCCUCUGUUCCCUCAAAAUAUUGAAAUUCCAACUACCCCAUUUGAUUUUUCUUUGAAUCUUCUUCUUCUUCCUUUGAUCCGUUUUUCCUUUGAAUCUGAACAUAAGUCUCAAGGUGUUUGAUGUUUUGCGUCAAAAAGGGAACUUUCUUGAGCAAGACGGCAUUUGUUUUGUACUUUUGAUAGGUUCUGGACAAGGAAGAAAGGAAAGUUGGAAGCUUUUUUUCUUUGUUGUGUGUUCGGAGUUGUUGGGGUUGGGGAGAUGGAGCAGAAGAAGAUAUUGUUGUCUGCGUUGAGUGUUGGUGUGGGUGUUGGGAUUGGGUUGGCUUCUGGACAAACCGUGAGCAAAUGGGCAGGAGGGUCUUCCUCAAUUGAUGGAAUCACGGGGAUGCAGAUUGAGCAGGAGUUGAUGAAACAGAUUGUGGAUGGGAGAGAGAUCAAUGUCACCUUCGAUGAUUUUCCUUAUUAUAUCAGUGAGAGAACUCGGGAGUUAUUGACAAGUGCUGCAUUUGUCCAUAUAAAACACACUGAUGUUUCAAAGCACAUCCGGAACCUUUCCCCUGCUGGUAGAGCUAUUUUGCUCUCCGGACCUGCUGAACUUUACCAGCAAAUGCUUGCCAAAGCCUUAGCACAUGACUUUGAAUCAAAGCUGCUAUUGUUGGAUAUCACAGACUUUUCUUUAAAGAUGCAGAGCAAAUAUGGUUGCACAAAGAAAGAACCUUCUUUCAAGAGGUCCAUCUCAGAGGUGACGCUGGAAAAGAUGAGCAGUUUAUUAGGUUCAUUACCAUUCCUUCCCCCAAGGGAAGAAGCAAAAGGAACGUUACAUAGGCAGAGCAGUGGUGUUGAUGUUAGGUCAAGGGCUAUGGAAUGUUCUAGCAGUGCUCCAAAACAUCGUAGAAAUAUCUCUGCAGCAUCUGAUAUUAGUAGCAUCUCUUCCCUUUCUGCUUCCUCAAAUCCAGCCUCUCACAAGCUCACUAGCAGCUGGUGCUUUGAUGAGAAACUCUUUCUGCAGUCACUCUACAAGGUACUGGUUUCAGUAUCAGAAACCAAGCCUAUUAUCUUGUAUCUGAGGGAUGUUGAGAAACUCCUCCUCCAAUCUCAACGGUUCUAUGAUUUGUUUCACAAACUGUUGAAUAAGCUUUCUGGCCCAGUGCUGAUACUCGGUUCUAGGAUGUGGGAACCAGAAGAUGACUGCAGAGAACUGGAUGAGAGGCUCUCCCUUUUGUUCCCAUACAACAUUGAGAUAAAAGCACCUGAAGAUGAAACUCAUCUUGAUAGCUGGAAAGCCCAACUGGAAGAGGAAAUGAAGACGCUUCAAUUUCAGGAUAACAGAAACCAUAUUGCCGAGGUACUUGCAGCAAAUGAUCUUGACUGUGAUGAUUUGGAUACAAUCUGUCAAGCAGACACAAUGGUCCUGAGUAAUUACAUUCAAGAAAUUGUGGUAUCAGCAAUAUCAUAUCAUCUGAUGAAAAAUAAGGAUCCAGAAUACCGAAAUGGCAAGCUUGUCAUAUCAUCGAAGAGCUUGUCCCGUGGAUUGAGUAUCUUCCAGGAAGGCAAAAGUGAUGGGAAGGAUACCCUAAAGCUGGAGACAAAUGCUGAACCCAGCAAGGAAGGUGAAACAGUUGGUGCAAGGACUGAAUCAAAAGCUGAAACCUCAGCAUCAGAAAACAAAACUGAAAAUGAUAAGUCAGUUCCUGCCAUAAAGAAAGAUGGCGAGAAUCUACCCCCAGCAAAAGCACCUGAAGUUCCUCCUGAUAAUGAAUUUGAGAAACGCAUAAGGCCAGAGGUUAUCCCUGCAAAUGAGAUUGGGGUAACAUUUGCUGAUAUUGGUGCAUUGGAUGAGAUCAAAGAAUCACUUCAAGAGGUAGUCAUGCUCCCUCUUCGAAGACCUGAUCUUUUCAAAGGUGGGCUUCUAAAGCCUUGCAAAGGUAUCUUGCUAUUUGGGCCUCCUGGCACUGGAAAAACAAUGCUUGCAAAAGCCAUAGCAAAUGAAGCAGGAGCAAGUUUCAUCAAUGUCUCAAUGUCCACCAUCACCUCAAAAUGGUUUGGAGAAGAUGAGAAGAAUGUAAGAGCUUUAUUUACACUUGCAGCAAAGGUUUCACCAACUAUUAUAUUUGUGGAUGAGGUUGAUAGCAUGCUGGGGCAGCGGACUAGAGCUGGGGAGCAUGAGGCCAUGCGGAAAAUUAAGAAUGAAUUCAUGACUCAUUGGGAUGGGCUCUUGACCAAACCCGGUGAGCGAAUUCUGGUUCUUGCUGCAACCAACAGGCCAUUUGACCUUGAUGAAGCAAUUAUCAGGCGGUUUGAGCGCAGAAUUAUGGUUGGUCUCCCAUCUGUUGAGAGCAGAGAAAAAAUCUUGAGAACACUGUUGGUCAAAGAGACAGUUGAAGGUCUAGAUUUUAAGGAGCUUGCAGCCAUGACUGAAGGAUUUAGUGGAAGUGAUCUUAAGAACUUGUGUGUCACAGCAGCAUAUCGACCUGUCAGGGAAUUGAUACAGCAGGAGAGAUUGAAGGAUAUGGAACGGAAGAAAGCAGAGGAAGCAGGCAAGAACGUGGAAGGUACCUCAGAAACAAAAGAAGACAGUAAGGAGGAGCGUGAUAUAAUUCUGAGGCCUUUAAACAUGGAAGAUAUGAGACAAGCAAAGAACCAGGUUGCCGCAAGCUUUGCUGCAGAGGGAUCAGUAAUGGCCGAGCUGAAACAGUGGAAUGACUUAUUUGGUGAAGGAGGUUCAAGGAAGAAGCAACAGUUAACUUACUUCCUUUAGAUUGCAGCAAAUAUGCAUCAAAAGAAUAUUCUCUACCUACCGAAGGAUGUGAAAGUUGGUGAAGCCAAAAUGCCCUUAAACAUAAUUUAAAUAGUCCAUGCAUGCAUUCGGUUGCAUUGAGUAGAAAAAGCUCUGCACAUUGGAUCCUCAGAGAAAUGCUUGAAAAACCAGAUGCUUUAGAGAGGGGUUUUCGCUUUUACAGUGAUUAUUAGUCCAUUCCAUAAACCAUUUCACCACCAGUGUUCGGAUAGUUAAUUUGCUUAUGUACUAUAUGUGAAUGUGUGGUAUUUGGAAUUUGGAAAUGCCUGUGAGGUUGAGAAUGCGGGGACAAUUUUACUUUGUUUGAGAAUGGGAAUCUAUAGUAGCAUUUGUAGAUUGGAAUUGUGUAGUCCUAGUAGCAUGGCAUUUUUAACUUUUGCAGAAUAAGUUAAGUAAAGGCCAAGGUUAGUUUAAAAAGUCUUCUUGUCUGUCAUAUAUCCAUUAAGGCCCUUGUCUGUUUUCGGCCUGAAAUGAGUCAUGUGAUACCGUUCUUAUGGAUCCUACCAAAAGAAUGAGUUAGGUACACUAUCAAAUAAGCUUUUACAUCUCUU
This is a messenger RNA of Rubroshorea leprosula, 3619 nucleotides long. The record is from the annotation of a GenBank genome assembly. Lineage: Eukaryota; Viridiplantae; Streptophyta; Magnoliopsida; Malvales; Dipterocarpaceae.